AAAUAAUUAAAAUAUCGUCAAGUGUCAGCAAGAAGUUGGAAUGUAUUUUCUAUUUCUUAUAAUAUACAACUUCUUUUUUCGUACAGCAGAAAACAAUUUUAAGAUUUAUUGGUCCGUACCGACAAAUUCUUGUCGCAGGUUUAAAGUCGACUUCACAGAUCUUAUUUCGUCGGGCGAUAUAAUUCAAAAUACAAACGACAGCGUUAGAGGCGAUAAAGUUGUCAUAUUGUACAAUCCUGGUAAGUGGCCAACUAUAGACUUCGAUAAAACUGGUCGAUUAAUUUAUCAAAAUGGAGGUUUGCCAUUCAAUGGAAGUAUCAAUGAUCACUUAACGCAGCUACAGAUUGACAUCGAUAAGCAAAUUCCUAACAAGACGUAUGAUGGCAUUGCUGUUGUUGAUUUUGAAGAAUGGCGUCCAAUAUUUCGGCAAAACUUUGGUGAUCAUAAGAUUUAUAAGGAAUCAACGUUGCUUUAUGUUAAUCGAAAACAUCCAACAUGGACGCGAGAUCAAAUUGAGGCACAAGCUACAACUCUUUUUGAAAAUGGAGCCUUGAAUUUUAUGAAUCGAACAAUUCGACGUGCAAGAAAAUUGCGACCGAAUGCAUUGUGGGGAUUUUAUGGAUAUCCGCAUUGUUUUAAUCGUUACCGUACGCAAUUAGAGAAAUGUCCUGAUAUUGUUGAGACAGAAAAUAAUAAGCUAAUGUUUUUGUACAGCGGUGUGAUUUAUACCUCAAUUUACAUCUCAAAAAAUCAAACUGAUACUGCAUUGACGAAAUUUGUGCAAGGUAAAAUGUACGAGACGAGAAGGCUGGCAAAGAUGAUGGAUAACAGCACCAAUGUGAAGCUAUUGCCAUUUAUUCGAUAUGAAUAUACUGACUCAAAAGAUUAUAUGAAACAAGUUGAGUAUUUUACAUUUUGCCGGUCUGACAUGAUGAACAUCCUCAAAACAAUAAAGUCAGAAGGCGGUCAUAGUGUGAUACUAUGGGGCAGCUCGUCAAAUUUUAAAACUGAAUCGCAGUGUCGUGCAUUCAGAGACUAUUACGAUCGUGAAUUCAUUAGUAUCGUGAAAGGUUUAAAAACUUUAUAAGUGAAUUUUAAAAUUACAGCUAUUAAUUUCGUAUUUGCUGUAGUAAAGAG
This is a messenger RNA of Chironomus riparius, 1137 nucleotides long. NCBI's taxonomy places the organism in Eukaryota, Metazoa, Arthropoda, Insecta, Diptera, Chironomidae. The record is from the annotation of a GenBank genome assembly.